Molecule: messenger RNA, 1164 nt
Organism: Aspergillus fumigatus Af293
Lineage: Eukaryota; Fungi; Ascomycota; Eurotiomycetes; Eurotiales; Aspergillaceae
Source: RefSeq, a predicted model, not a curated record
AUGGACUCCCCCGCCGCCCCCGUCCCUUUCGACCCGCAGGAGCAACCGAUCCUGGAGCGUCUUCUCCGGACCAGAGAUGCACUCCUGCUGCUGAAACAAGACAAGUCGUCCUAUAUCAAAUCUCGCGAUGUGCUGCCGCUAUACGAAGAAGUGAUCUCCGAGGUGGAAAAGCUCAAUGCUCGCCUGCUUGACCACCUCGAAGAAGCUGGCUUUUACAGCUCAAAAGACCUCAGCUCGAUCACCAAGACCCUGAAUAACAUGAAGGAGACAGUCGAGCGUGGUCGAGACGCAUAUUCCCCAGCUUUGAUGACGCUCUUGGAAAGUCGACUUGAACAGUGUCAAUUGAAGUUGAAUAAGUUGCGGAGCGGCCUUGAAGCCAUGAACCCUGAACUGGCACCCAUUCAUGAGACUCUCGUUUCAGUCUUGCGGUCCACAGCGGCAGCUAAUACUCGAUCAAAGUUCUCGGCAACGGAAGUGAUCAAUCUUCGGAAGCAGUUGACGAAAAUUCAAGACACAAUGAAGGACGGUAACUUCAUUGGAGCAGAUGGCAAGCCCCUCGAGGGGCAAGAGGGGGUCAAACAACUACUGGAUCGGUGCUGGCGUUGGACCGAGAUUGUGCUGGAAAGAGAGGGGAAGAUUGACGAGCGCUUCCGCGACCAAUACGAACGACUGCUAGAUAUUCGUAACCAGCUGGAUCGACUCUCCGUAACUCAGGCCUGGUCUCUUCGGGAGACCGACCUUUUCGGAUAUCAGCGGAAACUCGACCGUAUUGAUGAAGCUCGGGUCGAUGGAAAUUUUGUGGAUGCUGAAGGGCAGCUGGCAGAUAUCCAUGCGCAGCGUACAUUACUGUACCUCAUUCGGAGGAGCUACGCCUAUAUCUACGCACUUCUGAUCUCUUCGGAACCCGUAUCUGAGGCCUUGCUGCCAGUCUACAAUCAAUUGCAGACCUUGCGACGAUGUCUCCUGGAAGUCAAAGAGUCUGGAGCUUCCUUGCAAGGCACAGAAGUUGACAUCGUACAGCUCAACUCCAUUGACAACAUGCGAGUUGACGGCAAAUUUUACAUGGGAAACGACAUUCCUGAAGGACAGGGCAGCGUUAAUGCGCUGCUGGCUGAAUGCUAUGAUAUUGUAUGGGAGCUGCGCGCGGCUGUACCUGACGACUGA